Branchiostoma belcheri (Belcher's lancelet) is the source of this 1413-nucleotide messenger RNA. RefSeq names its product melatonin receptor type 1B-like. Gene Ontology annotation, cellular component: membrane. The transcript is spliced from 2 exons. NCBI's taxonomy places the organism in Eukaryota, Metazoa, Chordata, Leptocardii, Amphioxiformes, Branchiostomatidae. Gene Ontology annotation, molecular function: G protein-coupled receptor activity. Gene Ontology annotation, biological process: G protein-coupled receptor signaling pathway. The record is from RefSeq and is a predicted model, not a curated record. The coding region runs from base 1 to 1413 and encodes 470 amino acids.
AUGAUAUCGGCCUGGGUAUAUCUCGUGGUCGCCGUCCUCGCAAUCAUCAUCACAGUGACUCUGAGUGGCUGUCUUCUCACUAUCGCUGCCAUCUGGACACGCCCAGUUCUGAAGAAGCUGGUCAACGUCCCUCUGGUCAGCCUCAGCUGUGCAGACGGCCUCUACUCCAUCUUUGGCCCCGCCCUUUGGAUCCCGGUUUUCCUGCACCCCCAAUGGGAACCGCCAGGGGCGCUGUGUUGGUUUCAGGGAUACCUGAAUCCUGUUCUAUGGGGGGUAUCAGUAAGCCACAUGAUGUGUAUCGCUCUCCAGCGUUACUUCAUGGUGUGUACCAACAGCACACGUCUGAAGUCCAAAAGUGUCCUCUUUGGCAUGCUUUUCCUCACAUGGUUGGUCUCUAUCAUUGCAUACUUACCUCUUCACAUCAUGGAAGAAGUAAAGCUCGACCCAAAGUUCAAACGAUGCAGUCUGGGAUCAACUCCUAACAUUUUGGGAAAGUUUAUCCCCAUGUUUCUUACCAUCAUCAUCCCGUACAUAACGGCCCUCACUUGCUAUGUUCUCAUCUACAACCAUGUGAGGAAGAGUAAGAAACGGGUCCAAAAUAACGUCCUGCGCCCUUCUGACCGUUUGGCUGUGAAAUACUCAAAUGGGGAGGGGGGUAGCGCUGGGCCUUCUGUAAGCACUGUGUCUGCCAGGCUGCCGAAUACUUCAACUAAUCUGGAUAAUCGUGGUGUUUGGAUGGGGGAUGAUAAUUCAUCAUCAGGUGAUGAGGAAGAUCAAAGAAAAACCGAUAAUCAGCCAGGUAAACCCAAACAAAUUAUGGUUGCCUCAAAAUCUUCGACUAACUUGAAUGAUGGUGGUGUUUGGAUGGGGUAUGAUAAUCCAUCAUCAAGUAAUGACGGAAAUGGAAUUAAAGCCGACAACAAGCCAGGUCUGAACAAACACAUAAUGGUUGCUGCAAAGCCAGAUCAGAUCGGAACUAAAGAACAGAAUCAGGUUGGUCAGGACAAAACAGAUUCCUCAUUGAACAACAAGAAACAAAAUAGAGAUGACUACAAAGAGCCAGGUAAACGUAAAGGUGCUUUACAAGUUACUACACUGGCAGGUACCGAGAUAGUACAACCAAAGCAGCAAGGUCAUGGAGGAAAUGCUCCCCAAAACAAUAAAGCGGAGAGGCAGAUCACAAAAAUGAUGUUGACGUUGUUCGUUGUGUACACUGCCUGCUGCAUGCCGGUGACGAUUAUGGUGUUAAUCUCCAGUAAAGUCCCGUCUGAAGCCUUUCUUGUUGGCCAGGUACUGAUGGCACUGAACGGUGCCCUGAACCCUAUCGUGUACGGCCUGAUGAACAAAAAUAUCCGACAGGGAUACAAGCAUAUCUUGAGCAAGGUGGUCAGUUGCAUAACUCGCGAACGGUAA